Molecule: messenger RNA, 327 nt
Organism: Colletotrichum spaethianum
Lineage: Eukaryota; Fungi; Ascomycota; Sordariomycetes; Glomerellales; Glomerellaceae
Exons: 3
Coding region: 1-327 (108 amino acids)
Source: RefSeq, a predicted model, not a curated record
AUGUCGGCAACGGUUACUGAGAACCCCGUCACGUCGACGAUCCAGCAGGACUACCUCCACGACUACCAGAUCCGCCUCACCGGGGGAGUCGAGGAAGCGUUUGCCAGAGGCAACGAAGACGCGCCGGCGCCGGCGGCCGAGUACCCUCCCGGCUGGAAUAUGGAUCUCGCGGACAGGCCGUGGGGUUCUAACGGCGUCGAGUCGGCAUUCGUGUACCUCAUGUUGAACGGGUGCUGGCUUCAAGGGGUCACCAAUUGGCUCUGGAGGACGACGGGUGGAAGAGUGAAUAAAGACUACUUCAGGUUCAAAGUUGGUGGUGAGAUUUGA